AUGGAUUUUGUAUCUCUCAUCUUGCAUCAGGAGAAAGUUCCGGCUCGUCAUUACCAUGUCCACAAUGUCGAGCUCAUAUCCCGUUUCGCCGGCUUGGUCAAGUCGUUUGAGCCCAAGCCACUAGUAGUCUUCAGCGGCGAUAGCUUCUCGCCUUCCUUGGAGGCGUCCCUCCUAAAAGGAGAGCACAUGGUUCCGUUCUUGAACCACCUCAACGUCGAUGUAGCCUGUUACGGGAACCAUGACUUCGAUUUCGGGGAAACCAGACUCGUGGAACUGUCACGCAAAGUGCACUUCCCCUGGGUUUUAUCCAACGUAACUAGAGUGACUGAGAAUGGCGAUAUCUCGAGGGAGCCUCUUGCCUGUGGUGGGCGGUAUAUCACCAGGACAGUACAGGGGUACAAGGUCGGAUUUAUUGGCUUGGCCGGGACGUAA
This is a messenger RNA of Aspergillus fumigatus Af293, 432 nucleotides long. Its product is annotated as putative nucleotidase. Gene Ontology annotation, molecular function: hydrolase activity. Gene Ontology annotation, biological process: nucleotide catabolic process. The record is from RefSeq and is a predicted model, not a curated record. Lineage: Eukaryota; Fungi; Ascomycota; Eurotiomycetes; Eurotiales; Aspergillaceae.